CUAGAGCCAGCCUCAUCCCGUUCUAUUUUUUAUAUUCAUCCAUUGUUAUCGGUGAAGCAGUGGAGAUUAGGGAGUAUCAUUUCUCUGUAUCACCAUCAUGUCUGACCUCGGGCUGGGGAGUAUAGGGCGGCGAGAGGAGCUAGAUCGCCAGGAAGAGUCGAGCCAUCAGCGCACAGAGGCUAGUAAUGCCGCCAGGCGGGAGCUCGAAGUGCUCGACGAGGGUGCUCGGCCGCAGUCCCUCACCCAGUACCUCGACGCUUGCCGCGCGCUCCGAGCUGCUGCACGCGUAGUCCGUGAACCUCUCCCCAAUACGCAAGGCGACACCAACCAGCCCGAAAUACUUAUCCCCCAAGACUUUAUCCCGUGGGAGGAUUUCAGAGAGGACCAGGAGGAAAUUUGGCAGACACUCCUCUCGAACCAGCGCUUCUCGUCUGAGCCCAUCUUCCCAUCCACAAAUGAGAUGCUGAGCUCGUCGUCUGCGGCGCACGUGAUACGGGCUAAGAGGCCUCUCCGCGACCGCGAGCGGCUUGCCGUCCAGCACCCAGUACAGACGCUCGUGAACGCAGCGCGGAACGACGGGUUCCUCUGGGCUGACCUCGGCCUUGACGCGGUAACGCUCUGUAGUGACUUCAGUGACGACUUCUACAUAUGCGAGGCUCCGGUCGGCCCCAGGACCCUCAAGGUUGCCGUCGAGUAUGUAGCGCCGCACCAGCUAACGACUAUCAUGGUCGCAACCAGCCUGGAUUCCCCGUUCAAACCGGAACCGUACCUUCGCGGGCCCCACCUCGGCGGCGCCGGGGGUGCGGACGCCGUGUCCUGGUCGAGGUCGCUCGUGGCCGACGUCGUGAGCCGGACUUUCGGCCGCAUGGUGGCCAAUGACGUGCAGUUCGGCUACGUGUGCACGGAGGAGGCGCUCGUCUUCCUCCACAUCCCCGACAACGCUGCUAUCGUCCACUACUACGUGUGCAUUCCAAACAUGGAUGUCGUCCUGAACGAGGAGAACAAGCUCUACCACACCGCCGUGGCACGAGUCUUCGCUUUCGUCAUCCAGGCCCUCCGUCUGUCGCCGCCCCCCGCAGCCUGGCACAUCACUGCCACCCAGCUUCCAUCCACCCGCUGCUCGAACUACGACAACCUCUUCCGCGAGAUCCAAACCGCCAUGCGCCAGAGUCCUCCCUGCUUCGACCAUCCGGGCUACGACUUCCGUAGCCUCCUUCUCCCAGAGAACUCGCCCCACGCGCUGCAGCCGGAAGAGUCCGCCCGCAUUUACCAGCCCUUCGCACACUCUUCCCCUCACUUCCCCUCUUGCUGGCCCUAUGAACCGCUGCCGGACGGUCACGAAUACUGCACGAACAAGUGCCUCCUGGGCCUCGUGACGGGGGCCCCGGUGGACCCAGACUGCCCGAACGCGGCGGACCACGGGUCGCGGCACCCGAAGCUCUCGCGAGUGCUUAGCCUCGUGAGGCUCCAGCUUGUCGACGAGGGGGGCCCGAGCGCCGGCAGUGAGGCGGGUGGGGUUUUCGGGUCGGUGGGAACGCUCUUCAAUGUGCGGACGCCGGUGUACGGCUAUACGCUGGUCGCGAAGGGGGUGCAGCGGGAGGACAUGAUGUUGCUGCGCCUGGAGCAUCAGAUAUACGACUGGCUGCGCAAGAUCCAGGGCGUGCACGUGCCGGUGUGCGUGGGCAGAGUGCGGCCGGGCGCGCCGUACAAGUGGAGGGGGGGGUCGUUCGUGCUGUUCCUGCUGCUCAGCUGGGCGGGGACGCCGCUGGUGGAGACUCCGGGCCUGGACGCGGCGGCGAAGCGCGAGCUCGUGCAGGACGUCGCCGCCGCCUACGGCGCGCUCCACAAGCUCAGAAUCCUCCACGGCGACUCGAACCCGUACAACGUCCUCUUCGAUCCGCGCUACGGCCGCCCCGUCAUCAUCGAUUUCGAGCAGUCAACGGUAAUGCCCGGCCCGCCUGGUGACGAUCCCGAUUGGCGCCUCCCGCGCGAGUGGCGCCGCGAAGUCGCCCAAGAGGUCAUGUUCUCCGUGAGCGAGCUCGAGGCCGGACUCGGGCUGGGCUCCUCGACCCCGUCCGCCGGCACGGCUGGCGAAGGCCAAGAGAGAGCCGAGGGCGACUCGAGGUCGACCCAGAGCGACCUGACGCGAGGGAGAACAGGGUCCACUGAUGUAGAAAUGUAAUAUUCGCCGAGCGAGCCAUGAG
Molecule: messenger RNA, 2204 nt
Organism: Durotheca rogersii
Lineage: Eukaryota; Fungi; Ascomycota; Sordariomycetes; Xylariales; Xylariaceae
Exons: 1
Coding region: 98-2182 (694 amino acids)
Source: RefSeq, a predicted model, not a curated record